AUGGCCCACCGAGCGGAUAUUCUACGAGUUCUCAUUCUGUACAAGUAUGGCGGAACUUAUAAUGAUAAUGACGUCAUUUGGGUGAAACCACUUUCUGAGGGCCAGAGAAGGUACCCAACGGUCUUGUGCUACGAGUGGACGGAUGUUCCACCCUGGCCUCGAGCAAUCAGCAACGGUUUGUUGGUGGCAAGGGCAGGAGCUCCAUUCCUGUUGAAAGUUCUAGAGUCUUUCUGGUUCUACCGUGACGAUAUGUGGGCCAUGAACUCAGUGCUGAUGUACUACAAGCUGUAUGAGAGGAACCCGGAAAUGGUACACAUUGACCCCAAGCUUCAGGUCAUCUGUUACAACCACAUCUGUCACCCCACUUGGCACGAGGAUUACCGCAGGGGUUACGAUGACCCAAGUCCUACAACCAGAUUUAACAUUGAAGAAACCAACGCUUUCCAUUUCAUCCAUUUGCAAGCUCCGCCCAUUUUCCAAUCGUUUGCUGCUGUCAAUAAUAAAACAAGCAUUGACGCCUUGUUGGUGAAAAGAGUCAUAACUGCUAUAGAGAAGGCGGGCAAAACUCAUCUAUUGCAAGAGGAAAAUUAGCAACAGAAAUAUUUCAGUUUUUAUUUUGCAAGGCUUAAAAAGUAUAAAACUGUACAUAGUGUUUAAAAUGAGUUCAAAUGUAAUCAUGUGUAUAUUGGUUACUUGCUGGUGCAUCAAUACAUGCAUUGGAAGUGCUCUUUUACUGUGGUCCAGCUACCAAAUAAAGCGGGACGAAUUGUCUCGUCAGGAUGCAGUAAUGUCAUUAUAACAUUACAUACAAUGUGCUACAGCAGAUAUUUAUGAGUUCUGGACAGCAAC
Physella acuta is the source of this 849-nucleotide messenger RNA. RefSeq lists its product as uncharacterized. Lineage: Eukaryota; Metazoa; Mollusca; Gastropoda; Physidae. The record is from RefSeq and is a predicted model, not a curated record.